Molecule: messenger RNA, 564 nt
Organism: Olea europaea var. sylvestris
Lineage: Eukaryota; Viridiplantae; Streptophyta; Magnoliopsida; Lamiales; Oleaceae
Exons: 2
Coding region: 1-564 (187 amino acids)
Source: RefSeq, a predicted model, not a curated record
AUGGAGCAAAAUAUUCAUGUCAUAAAUACAAAGAGCGAGGUACAAUCACCAGAGAUCACUACAGAGAGACCCAAAAGAAAAGAUGACCAAGAAGUGAUUGAUGAAGCUACAAGGGUAGAAAAAUCUGCACCAAAUGCAACUGAAAAUAGAGAAGAUGCGAUACUACAAAUUCCAAGCUAUAAGAAAUUUUUGAGAGAGAUGUUGACAAAGAUAAGAAAGCUUUCGGAGUUUGAAACCGUGGCAUUAACUGAGGAAAGUAGUGCAAGAGUCCAGAGAAAUUUGCCUCCUAAAUUGAAGGAUCCAGGGAGUUUUACUUUACCAGUUUCAAUUGGAAAUUCCUAUUCAUCUAAUGCAUUGUAUGACACUGGUGCUAGUAUCAAUCUAAUGUCGUAUUCUGCUUACAGGAAAUUGGGACUAGGUGAAGUCAAUUCAACAUCAAUAACGCUACAACUCGCUGAUAGAACAAUCACAAGGCCACGUGGCAAAGUUGAGGAUGUACUAAUCAAAGUAGGAAAUUUAAUAUUUCCUGUUGAUUUCAUUGUAUUGGACAUACCAGAAGAUUGA